Messenger RNA from Mya arenaria, 7489 nucleotides. RefSeq names its product lysine-specific demethylase 7B-like. The record is from RefSeq and is a predicted model, not a curated record. The transcript has 22 exons. Gene Ontology annotation, biological process: protein demethylation; regulation of transcription by RNA polymerase II. Gene Ontology annotation, molecular function: histone demethylase activity; transcription coregulator activity. Lineage: Eukaryota; Metazoa; Mollusca; Bivalvia; Myida; Myidae. The coding region runs from base 9 to 2978 and encodes 989 amino acids.
AUGUCAACAUGGCGUCAGAUGAGGAUAAAGAUACACUUUAUUGCAUUUGUAGGCAACCCUACGAUGAGAAUGAGUUUAUGAUUGAGUGUGACAUAUGCAACGAUUGGUUUCACGGAAGUUGUGUCGGAAUUCUAGAACAUCAGGCACCAGAUAUUGAAAUUUAUCAUUGCCCUAACUGUGCUGUUCGCAACGGGCCAUUAGUUUUGAAGCAAAGAAGAAAUUGGCAUCGCCAUGAUUACUCUGACAGUGGCGCAUCAAAGGCUGUGCAGACAGGCACUGUUGUGUUUAUUAAAGAACUCAAGAGUAGACCAUUCCCAUCAGCUGAUGAACUUCCCAUUCUUCGGUUGCCCGGUCAUGCACCGAGCAAGAAUUACUUUGACAAGCAUGGGUUUGACGUUCCAAUUCUGAUAGAGAACAAGGACGGGCUAGACCUGAAAGUUCCACCCCCUAGCUUCACGAUACAGGAUGUUGAAGAUCAUGUCGGCUCGAUGCGGGAGAUAGACGUUAUAGAUGUAUCUCGUCAGGAAGACUAUAAAAUGCUGAUGCGGGAAUGGACAGAUUACUAUAACAGUACUGACAGAGAAAAAAUCCUCAAUGUCAUCAGUCUGGAAUUCUCAAAAUCAAGGAUGUCUGAGCGUGUUGAAGUCCCCCGCGCAGUUCGAGAGAUAAGCUGGGUGUGUAACGGGGUCUGGCCCGACACUUUGCCAGAAGAUUGCACAUACUCUAAGCCCGAGGUGCAGAAAUAUUGCCUCAUGGGUGUAAAAGACAGUUUUACCGACUUCCAUAUUGACUUUGGCGGGACAUCUGUGUGGUACCAUGUGCUUAAGGGAGAGAAGGUGUUUUUCCUGAUCCGACCAACCAACGCAAACCUAGGAUUGUAUGAAACAUGGCUUGGAGCUUCUAAUCAAAGUGAAUUGUUCUUCGGUGAUCAGGUGGAUAAAUGUUACAAGUGUGUGAUCCGACAGGGGCAGACAAUUAUGAUUCCCACGGGCUGGAUUCACGCUGUGUUUACACCACUGGAUUCACUGGUGUUUGGCGGCAACUUCCUUCACACCUAUAACAUCCCUCUCCAGCUGGAGGUUUAUGCAAUAGAGAAACGAGUAAAGACCUCAGAGAAAUAUUUGUUUCCAUCUUAUGAAACCAUCAACUGGUAUGCUGCUAAAUAUGUGCUGGACACAAUGAAAGAAUAUAUAGAAGAAGGUCAGAAACCUCCAGACUACAUUUAUGAGGGGGCGAAGGCUCUAGUUUACCAUCUCCGAUCCUGGACUCAGAGAAAAGAUCUCAACCUGAUACUUUAUGCAAAAUCAGCGAAGCAUGACGUUCCAGAACACAUCCAAUAUGGCCGCCUGCUGAAGGAUCUUGGGAAAGAAGUGAAGUCAUGCGAUGAAAUUAUGAAGCCCAGCUCAAAGCCUCGUCCUGAAAGAAAACACAAGAAAAAGAAAAAGGGUGCGAGCAAGGCGAUCGAGGGGCUCGAUAUUCUCGACAUGCACACGCACUCAAAACUGCAGGAGAUGGAGCAGGAACGGCACAAUAUCUACAACUUUGAUCAGGAUGAAGAUGGUGACAUGACCUCCCCUGUGCGAGUUCCAAAGCCCGGAGCUUUCACAGAAUCGUCGGAGAGUGAUUCCCCAGAUAAGAUCAACCCUCGAACCUCGCUAACACUGAAAGUCUCAAAUGGCAAAAUUGUGAGUGACCGGAAGGUUCGAAAGGGUGAGUUCCAGCCAUUGGUUGGCAGCGAACAUGAAGACAGUGACAGUGAGGGGCUGGUUGUGGACGAAAACCCGAGCAAGGCACGGAAAUCUAGAGACUCAAAAACACCAAAGCUCAAGCUCAAACUUUCAUUUCACCACCCUCAGCCACCAUCAGACAUCAAAUCAGAAACCUCAGAUCUCGCCGCCCUGGAGAAGCCCCCAGUCCUACCCAACCAUCCCCUCACCUCACCCCCUAGGGCAGCACUUAAACCAACCCUAGGGUCACCGAGGGGACCAACAUCUCGCAAGACAUUCACUGUGCCUCCAAUAUCAACGCUUCUGCCUCCAAAGUCUCAGAGUUCAGACAUUAGUCGCGUUAGUCAAACAAUAAAAUUGGAAAUGAAAUCUUCAUCAUCUACUGCUGUAAAAAGUGAUUUGACGCUUAGUGACAUUAUUAAAAACCAGUCUAUGAACAAUACUCUCUCUACCAUUGGAAAAGUAGAGCCUUUAAGUGCAGGCGUAGGGGAGUCUAGUUUAGAGCAGGAAUUACGGAGAAAUAUUCCGACAAUACGUGGAGGGCUCAAUGGAAGUAUAGCGGAUAUUUUGGAAGCAAGCGGGUAUGGGACAGAAACUGCCUUUACUGUCGAUGAGGAGAAUGAUCGAGCACCAUCUCCGAGCAUGCGUGAGGCAAUUCAGGGAAUGUUGUCAAUGUCCCGGGGUGGGCUUACCGGAAUGCAGCUGUUUUCGCGGGCGGAGAGCAGACGACAAGCAAUACGGGCGCGAAGCGGGCUGGCUGAAGAAGACGAGGUGGAACAAUUAUCAAAAUGCUACCAGGAUGAUGAAUUUGUUUACCCAACCCUAGAAAUGGAUGAGGAAGAACAAGAACAAAUGUUGAAAGCCCACAGUAAACCUGGCAAAGAUGAAACCUGGAACCCGAAAGCUCGAGUGAAUAUCUCGGUGCCGCUUGGUGAGAGGACACAUAGAGAGGGAGCCGUGAAGGAAUCAGUGAAAAACAGCCUCGAGGCGUCCUCAGCAAAAAUUGCUGCUGCACCAAAGGUAAAGCGUCCAUAUAAGAAAAAGCCGAAACUUGAGAUGGACGUGAUGCCCGGCCCGUCCAGUUCCUUUAUGUCCCCAGGGCAGUCACCUUCUGCCUUUAGGCCAGGCCUUACAGUAGCAGGCGCUCCAGGGAGUGACGCUCUGAAACGCAAGAGACCGAAGAAAGGGGAGGCAACUGCCAAGCAACGGCUCGGGAAGAAACUCAAGAUUCACAAACUUGGCAUGCACUAAACACUACAUUGUUGUUCGCAUUGCAUCUUUGUGUUAUGAAUACCAUAAAUACCAUACAUUUGUUUCUAUCAACUGCAGACCGCCUUAAAAAAGCACUAGUUCUGAAAUCAGCAUUGAGAGCUUUUAACAUCGACUUUUGUAAUGUUGUCAAGAUUAGAUAUUUGUUUUAUUUGCUUCGACCUUUGCAUCAAUAACAGUACGAAGUACCUCAAAGAUUUUAAAUUACUUUAUAAACAAUUUAAGAAGGAGUCAAAACCCCUUAUACCCUACUUUAAGAACAAAUUUCUCGUACUAAAACAGAACCCCAAGGAUUGACAGUAACCAACCUGUUGCAACCCCUGAAAUUACUUAUUGAGGAUUUUAUUAGCCUGUUGUUGUUUUUUAAGAAAAUGUCAAGGUAUUGUCAUCACAUUUGGUGUUGUCCUAAUCAUUGUUGGUGUUGUUGUCAUUGUAGUGCACAAACUUCUAACCUUGGCCACAGCCCAAAAACCUUGUAAGAUAUUCACCUGAAACUUGGUACACAUGUUGCAUAAGACAUUACGCGAGUGUAAAGUGAGGCCUUAAGCUCUGGUUUUAAUCAUUGUUUUAGUAAGGUCCUUUUUUGACUAAUAAAUAUCAAAAUGACGGUCCCGCAAUGAAGAGUUAUUUGUUUUGAUUCCCGUUUGUGUUUUCAACUAACAUUCAAGCUAAAGUUCUGUUCUUACAAAUUAGCACACACAAUAUCAGAAAUAUGCCACUGUAAUAAUCUCACUUAACAACUCAGGUCUUUAAUGAAAUCGGGCACUAUGAUAGGUUGAUGAAAAAUAGAAAUGUAUUAUUUUGUCUGCUUGUUGUGCAUGUAUAUGUUUUGCAAUUUUUCUCCACAAUAUCUCUAGCAAUAUUCUGCCAUGACAGUUAUCAAAAUUAGACGUUUGGAUGAACAAGAUUGAUUUUUACAUAAGUGCUUGGCAUCCAAGUUUUUAACUAUCUUUGCUAUAUAGAGUCCAGAAUUUGAGCAAGCCCAAAAUGCACUUGACCAGUGCAGGGCUUGCGGGCUUGUGCUAAUUUUGACCACUGCCUUGAUUGUUUGGGUAACCCUUAUUAUUGGGAUAUCAUCAUUAAGACUACAUACAUGCACUUUUUUUUCCCAAUCACAAUCAUAAAGUAAUAUAAUCAUGUAGGAAAAUAAAUAUAUUGAUCUCAGAGACAUUUGUAUUUAAGCAGUAAUCACUUAUCUGUUAGCCGCUGAAUAUUUUUGGCCAGUAAAAUCAUUAAAUAUAUAGUUUUUUUGACGCAAAUAUGUUGUAUUUUGGUCUGACAGUCAUAAACCAUUAUCAAAAUACAUUAAAACAAAUCAUAUUAACAUAUUCACACAGAAAUCACUUAUAUUAAUCUAGAUAAAUGAGGCAACGCCAUUUGGUCCAGAACUGGUCACGCGGUGACCCCAUAUUUUUCCAUAUUGGGUCACCAAACUUAUUUUGUACCAAAAUGGCGUCUUUUUUCCGAUUCCGAUGAAUAUUCCGAUUAAUAAAUGAAACAUUUAAACAUGUGAACAGGUUGUCAACAUGAUAUAUACAUUACGGGGCUUGUUGGAAUUGACCCUAAUUGGAUUUACGGGGCGCAUGAAACCAUUUUGUAUGGUUUCCUUUGCCCCGUAUAUCCCAUUUUGGGUCACCUACUAGCCUCAUAACUUAUAAUAUUCCACAGAAUAUAUUAUGUUCAGGAAAAUGUCAUAUUUUUACUGUCGAAAGAAAAUCAUGUUGCAAAAUGGAAUACACAAUACAUGUUUCAGACUGAGGAGAAAAAUUGUUUGUUCCGAGGAUUUGAAAUAGGUAUUGUCAUUAUAGGACUCUUUUUAUAAAAGAUGUCACAGAUUACUGCACGUUAAGUAGUAAAAUAUGAAUGAGUCUGUUUAAUUAAUAUUUGUAUAGUGUAAUAAAAAAGAGUCUAUGUUAUAAACAUGUAAUGAAAUGAGAUCGUUUACCUGUAUGCUACAUAAAUAUACAUAUCAAGUUGUUAAGUGCUAUUACAAUAACAAGCCAAUUAAAACUGCCAAAAUUAUAGUUAUAUAUCCCUACUUACAUAUUAUUCCUUUCAUUCCUUUUUAAAAUGAAAAAAGUAUGUCUAUAAAGAUGAAUAUUGUAUAUAUAUAUAUAUAUAUAAUUUUUUUGCUGAAUGUUUCACUUAAGUAAUUUCCAUCCUGACAUUUAAUUGAUAAGAGAAAAAAUUGAUCAUCACCACUCUCAAAAAUGACAGACUUUGUUGAACAAAAGAAUGUAUAGAAUCAAAGUCCAUGUGCAUUCAUAUGUGAAAGGUGUAUCAUGUGACUUGAGUAGAUCUCUCCUUUGGUUUAUUACUGAUGUAUAUAAAUAUCCGGGUGGUUCAGCAUCAUGUUAAUUAUAGGAAUGGAAAUAGAACAUUAAUGCCUAUAUGCAAGCAUUCAGAAAAUGAAAUAUAUUUUACAAUUCAGGCUGUUGAUGUAAAAGAAGUAAUGAUAUUAUUUGUUUUUCUGAAAUGGUAAAUGUUAUGCUUUUCGGGGAAGAAUGAAAGUAGACCAAGUGUUUUGUAACAUUGCAAGCUACUGUUUGAAUUUGAUUUAAGAGUACAAUUGAUGCAAUUUUUAAAACACUCUUUCAAAUUUUAAGAUUUAGGGCCCAUCUCAAUAACAUGUGUACCAUACGAUCAUCUUUUUUUCAAAUUAAUAUUCACGAGUACAGUCAAAACCAGUUGGCUCGGUAUCCCAUGCCAAAAUACUUCAAGGCUUGCGAAUAUUAAGCCAAGCUGGAAUGAAGAGUAGAACAAAAUCAGUCCAAAACAUACAGUUUGUGCCAACGAGGAAAUCGAAACCAAGCGAUAUUGAGCCAAAGGGUUUCGACUGUAGUUAUAUUUUUAUUUUGAAACAAACGGCUUCAUUGGUCAGUGUUGGCAAAUUAUAGACAGGUAAAACCCUUACUUUGAAUAGGAUGCUCUGAAAAUAAUUAUUCUAUGAUAUUUAGUUAUUGAUGAGAUUGGCCCCCACAGUUACUUUGUGAGUAGUUUUUAUUUAGUGUUAUUUACAUCAUUUCGUUUCUGGAUUGUUAAGGGUUUAUUUAGUAUUUCAAUUUGAUCUGUAUGACAUUUUUGUUUUACAACAUUAAGUGUUUAAGGAUGUUUCAUGUAUAUACAACAGGUGCAUACACGUAUACAUGUAUUUUUAAUCAUGUAUUGUUUAAUCUAAAAGUAAUAAUUGUACAAAUUUCCAUCAUUUUGUGUUUGUAUAAUUAUUUAUGUAUUUAUUCUCAUACAAAUUAUUACAUUUACAUGUAUGUACAUAGGCAUGGAUUCAUUUCGGCUCAUCUGAUCAUCGAAGAUUAACUGAUGAGGUAUGGUCCUAGCCUUGGCGUCAUGCAAAAACUUACACCCUAAACUGUUUAAAAUACUCAAAUGAAACUUGGUUCACACGUUGAAAGAGAGAAAGUAGCAAAGCCUAUAGUUCUGGCAUAAAUAAUUGUCAUGUUACGCCCCUUUUUCAACUGAAAAUCAACAGAUGAGCGUUAGAGUUUUUUCUGCAGAGCUCUUGUUUUGUGUAUAAAUAUGUAAAUAAGAUCAGUAUUUUAAACUCGACAAGAGCUAGUUUUUAGUUUGAUCCAUUGUGCUGUUAUUCAUAAAGCAACCAAGUGAUUUUGUUCAAAACUUUCAAUCUUAUUUGCCUAAACAAUCUUAAUUGUUCUAUAAAAAUUGAUUUAUAAUAAUAAGGCUUUUUUCAGGCAUGGUUUGUUUUUUCUUUCAUUCAACAAUAAAUUGCAAUAGAGAAUGAGAUGAAGACAGCCUUUGGUCAGAGUCAGUCCAUGUUCAUUUGUUUAUCAAGGAAUUUAAUCGGCCAGUAGAUUGAAUGGAAUCACUGUGGUCAGUGUAAGAGUAACAUUUAUAUUGAAUACUGGCCCGGGGUUCUAAACAUACAAUGUAUUUUCAUUGGUUUAACAAAUAAGAGGGGAUUAGCAUAAUGCCAUUUUUUUUUUUUAAAUAACUUGUGUUGCUUUAUGAAUACAGCGCCAGGUCUGAUAUGUGUCAUAAAUGUUCCUUCUAGUCUGUUAAGCAUUAUUGAUUUGGCUGCUCUUUUUAAAGUCAAAUCUUACAUCUUUUGGGCAAAAUCGUCUCUUUUCUAUUAUGAACUUGGCUUCCAUGUAUAGAACAAUUGAAAAUGGCAUUUUAUAGAUGCUUUGUAAAAUAAAAGGUUCAACUGAAAAAAGUUAAAACGCUAUUUUGCAAAUAUUAAUUCGCCGUUGAUUGCUGUUUAUUUUUGUCAAAUUCUCUCACAUGCAUUUUAUUCUAUAAACAUUUUUUUCCCACUAUGUCAUGGCAGCUAAAUGCAUAAGUAAGUUAUAUGAAUGUGUACUUAAGCAUAACUGAGGCAUAUAAAAGACAUAUUAAACCAUUUUCAUUGAUGUAUUCUCUUCUUUAACUGUUUUAGUCCCCACAAUCUUUGUAUAUGAAUUCAUACAUUUAGAAUCAUAACUUUGUACCUGAAAACGAAUAAAACUACACAAAAUCUG